Spinacia oleracea (spinach) is the source of this 1742-nucleotide messenger RNA. RefSeq names its product probable disease resistance protein At5g43730. The record is from RefSeq and is a predicted model, not a curated record. Gene Ontology annotation, molecular function: ADP binding. Bases 174 to 1301 code for a protein of 375 amino acids. NCBI's taxonomy places the organism in Eukaryota, Viridiplantae, Streptophyta, Magnoliopsida, Caryophyllales, Amaranthaceae. The transcript is spliced from 2 exons.
GAAGUGCGCAAAAAGAAGUCCAAACUCCAAAUCCGUAGCGUUUAAAUACACAAGAAAAAGAAUAAAAUUUACAGACUCCAUUUGGAAUUCACCUUUCUCUCUCUUCUACUACCGAUCUCGAAGUCGACUCCCACCACUUCACCCAGUUAAAAAGGAAGUCCGAAGUCUCCACGAUGAAUUCCUUUCCUGUUCUUUUAGACACAGUUAGCUUUCUGGAUAUCUUAAUCAAGGCAGAAAGCUUCGUCGACGGGAAGCGAAUUCUUGAGGGAAAAGCUGAUUACUUAAGAGCCAAAAUAGAGGAUGUUGAAGGAGCAUUGUUUUCUGCUUCUAUUCAACAUGGGAAGAAGAGAAAGAGGGAUGAAGACCUUUUUUUCUGGGCGACUAAGGGUCGGGAGCUUGUUCAGGUAGCAAGAAGCUUGUUAGGACAUGAUGGUCCAGAGAAGAAAAGAAAAGUGGAAGAACAGAGCAUCAGCUACCUCCAAGCUUGUGCAAAGCUAGUAAAAUUUCAUAAAUUGAUGAAGACAUUGUCAGACCAUGAAGAGGAGGUUGAUGUGCUUCUGAGUUGCCCCAUUUCUGAUGAACAAGGCCCGGGUCGUGGUAAUUUUAUACCAGUGAGAGAAUUAUUUGGUCAUGUAGCUUCUGAUUCCUUGGAGCAACUUCUGGCUCUUUUACGAGGUGUUGAGAUUGGAAGAAUUGCUAUUCAUGGGGAAAUAGGAAUUGGUAAGACCUUUUUGAUGAAGCACCUGCAUAACUCUGUGCUAAAAUGGGAAGAGAGGUUUGAUUGCGUUAUCUGGGUAACUUGUCCUCAUCAGUUCAGCAUCGAGGGUGUUCAAGAUGCUAUUGCUGCUGCAGUGAAGUGUGAACUUUGCAGUGAUGAUGACGUGAAUAAAAGGGCAGAAAUAUUGUCAGAUACGCUUUCAGGCCUAGGAAGUUUUGUGCUUUUCCUAGAUGAUGUUCCAGAAUCCCAAUUUUGUCCAGUUGAGAUAGGAAUCCUUGUCCCUGCUGAAGGGAGUAAGAGUAAGCUGGUUUUAACUACCAGGUCGGCUUUGGUUUCUGAAAAGUUGGGUUGUUUCAGAAAAGUGCAUCUUGAUCGCCUCUCUGACGAAGAAGCAUGUGAAUUGCUCUUGAAUGAAGCGGGAAUUAGUGGGAGGUCUGCUUCUUUGCUUAAAGGCAUCCCUAACUUGCUUGCUAAGAAAUGUUGUGGGGUGCCACUUAUGAUUACAGACAUAGCUACUCGUAUGUGUGGCAUUGAUGACAUUCGGGAAUGGAGAAAUGCAUUGUUUGAAUUUGGGAAAUCUUAACAUUUCAGGCAAUUACUGAUGAACUUCAGACAUUGAACUGCAGUGGUAAUGAAACUGCGGGAUUCAUUAGAGCAAGAAAAAGAAGAGAAGCUUGAUGUGAAAAGAGUAACCUGGUUUUGUGCAACCUAGUUUGCCUUCUUUAAAGGACUUGUCUCCAGUGAUAUUUCCGGUGAAUGCAUGUAUUACCCCUGUCCAGGUUUAGUUGUUUCGUGGAGGCAUUGGAGGGAGUUAGGCUAACAAGAGUCAGGAGGUGAUGUGAACUGUGAAGUAGGAGCCUGAAUUUAACUAAUUAAGGAUCUGAUUAGUUUUGUCAAAAGUUUGUAAUAUAGAGAUUAGGGUAAUAUGAUAUAUCCCAUAUAUUUUUGUAUUUUCUUAUACAUGUAUUUAUAUAGUAUGAAAUAUGUUGUCUUAUAAAGUUGAAUCAUUUGAUGAUUUACAUAA